Messenger RNA from Talpa occidentalis (Iberian mole), 5272 nucleotides. RefSeq names its product macrophage stimulating 1 receptor (gene MST1R). Bases 109 to 4296 code for a protein of 1395 amino acids. The record is from RefSeq and is a predicted model, not a curated record. Gene Ontology annotation, biological process: multicellular organism development; protein phosphorylation; negative regulation of cell adhesion. NCBI's taxonomy places the organism in Eukaryota, Metazoa, Chordata, Mammalia, Eulipotyphla, Talpidae. Gene Ontology annotation, cellular component: semaphorin receptor complex; membrane. Gene Ontology annotation, molecular function: ATP binding; transmembrane receptor protein tyrosine kinase activity; protein binding. The transcript has 20 exons.
CUGACCCCGCGCUCUCAGGACCCGCGCUGGCCCCAGCCCAGACCCCAAGUGCGCUCUCAACCAGGACCCGGCCUGCUGGAAUUUUCGCCGGGCCCCAGCUCUACCUCGAUGAGGCUGCUCCUGCCGCCGUCGCAGCACUCCCUUUUGCUGCUUCUGCUGCUACGGGCGGUGCCGGUGGUGGGCGGGCCCUGGCAGUGCCUACGCACCCCACAUACAGCUUCCCGCGACUUUGAUGUCAAGUACGAGGUGCCCAGCUUCUCAGUGGAGGGUCCGGUUCAGGCCGUGGCAGCCUAUGAUGGCGACGGGGAAGAGAGGGCCGUGUUCGUGGGCACACGCAACCGCCUGUAUGUGCUUGGGCCUGACCUACAACUGAUUGAGAGCCUGGUCACUGGCCCUGCUGGGGACCCUGCCUGCCAGACGUGCGCAGCCUGUGGCCCGGGCCUGAAUGGGCCACCUGGUGACACAGAUGUGCAGGUGCUGGUGUUGGAGCCCGCGCUGCCUGCACUGGUCAGCUGCGGCUCGAGUCUGCAUGGCCGCUGCUUCCUUCAUGAGCUGGAGUUCGACCAGACAUCCCUCAGCCUGAUACCUCCAGUUUGCCUCUUCUCAGUGGACCACAACCGACCGGAGGACUGCCCUGACUGUGUGGCCAGCCCUCUGGGCACUGUUGUGACUGUGGUUGAACAGGGCCAUGCCUCCUACUUCUACGUGGCAUCCUCACUGGAUGCGAAGGUGGCCUCUAGCUUCAGCCCACGCUCCGUGUCCAUCAAGCGCCUCAAGGCCGAUGCUUCAGGAUUUGAACCAGUCUUUGCGGGACUGUCGGUGCUGCCCACGUUCCUCUCCUCUUACCAUAUCGAAUACGUAUACACUUUCCGCUCCGGAGCCUUCGUCUAUUUCCUGACUGUGCAGCCAGCCAGCGAGUCCCCCGCUCUUGGAGUUUUACACACACGUGUGGCACGGCUCAGCGCCGCAGAGACCGAACUGGACCACUACCGAGAGCUAGUCCUCGACUGCAGUUUUGCGCCCAAACGCCGCAGGCGCGGGCUUCCUGAGGGCGUGCAGUCCUACCCGGUGCUGAGGGCUGCCCACACGGCUCCUGUGGGCAGCCGACUAGCCGCUGAGCUGAGCAUCAGAGAGGGCCAGGAAGUGCUAUUCGGGGUCUUCGUGACUAGCAAAGGCAGCGACCAGGGUGUGGGUCCCAGGUCUGUUGUCUGUGCCUUUCCUGUCGACCAAGUGGACAACCUCAUCGAGCAGGGCGUUGAGCGCUGUUGUGAGCCUCCGGUCCCGCAAGGUCUCCCCCGAGGCCUCAACUUCUUCCAGUUGCCCAGUUUUUGCCCCAACCCGCCUGGCCUGGUAGCCCCCAGCCCCAACACCAGCUGCCACCACUUCCCUCUGCUGGUCAGCAACAUCUUCUCACGUGUGGACCUGUUUGACGGGCUGUUAGGAUCAGUGCAGCUCACUGCACUGUAUGUGACACGCCUGGACAACGUGACAGUAGCCCACAUGGGCACAACUGAUGGACGCAUCCUACAGGUGGAGUUGGCCAGGUCUCUCAACUACUUGCUGUAUGUAUCCAACUUCUCACUGGGCAGCCAUAGGCACCCUGUGCAACGGGAUGUCAGUCGCCUUGGAGACCACCUGCUCUUUGCCUCUGGAGACCAGGUAUUCAAGGUACCUAUCCGGGGUCCUGGCUGCCAGCACUUUCUUACCUGUGGGCGUUGCCUGCGGGCACAGCGUUUCAUGGGUUGUGGCUGGUGUGGAGGCAUGUGUGGCCAGCAGAAGGACUGUCCUGACUCCUGGCAACAGGACCAUUGCCCACCUAAGAUUACUGAGUUCUACCCUCACAGUGGACCUGUAAGGGGCAGCACAAGGUUAACCCUGUGUGGCUCCAACUUCCAACUGCACCUUGCUGGUCAGGCACCUGUGGGCACCAUUCAGGUCACCGUGGGCCAAAGUCCCUGCCGGCUGCUACCCAGAACAACCCUCAGGUCAGUGAUCCGGAAGGACUCUGGAGAAGAGCUGGAGUGUGAACUAGAGCCCUCUGGCCUGCAGGCAGUUGGGCCUGCCAAUGUUAGCCUCACCAUAACCAACAUGCCACCAGGCAAUCACUUCCGAGUGGAUGGCACCUCCAUGCUGCAAGGCUUCUCUUUCUUGGAGCCGGUGCUGACAGCAGUACAACCCCUCUUUGGCCCACGGGCAGGGGGCACCUGCCUCACUCUUGAAGGCCAAGGCUUAUCUGCAGGCACCAAUCGGACUGUGCUGGUCAAUGGGACUGAAUGCCUGUUGAAGCAGGUCAGAGAAGGGCAGCUUUUAUGUACCACACCCCCCGGGGCCGCUACGGCCAGGGUCCCCAUCCGCCUGCAAGUGGGAGGUGUGGAGGUGCCUGGCUCCUGGACCUUCCACUACCAGGAAGACCCCAUCAUACUGGGUAUCAGCCCCAACUGUGGCUACGCUGGCUCCCAUGUUACCAUCUAUGGCCAGCAUUUAACUUCAGCAUCGCAUCUGGUCCUGUCAUUCCAUGAUGGGCUUAGGACCAUGGAAAGCAGGUGUGAGAGGCAGCUCCCGGAGCAGCAUUGGUGCCGCCUACCUGAAUCUGUGGUCCGAGCCCCCCAGGACUGGGUGACAGGGAACCUGAGUGCCUGGGGCGACGGAGCUGCUCGCUUCACCCUGCGGCACUUUCGCUUCCUGCCCCCACCCCAUCCACCCAGCAUAAACCUGGCUCCACUGAAGCCUGAGGAACAUACCAUUAAGUUUGAGUACAUUGGGCUAGGCGCUGUGGCUGAUUGUGUGGAUAUGAACGUGAGUGUGGGUGGUGAGAUCUGCAAACAUGAGCUUCGCGGGGACGUGGUCAUCUGCCCUCUGCCCCACUCCCUGCAACUUGGCGAGGAUGGCACCCCACUGCAGGUCUGCGUGGAUGGUGAGUGUCACAUCCUGGGCAGGGUGGUACGGCCAGGUCUAGAGGGGAUCCCUCAAAGGACCCUCAUUGGUGUCCUGCUGGCCCUUCUCCUGCUUGUGGCAGUACUGGCCUCUGUGCUGUUCUUCAACUACAGGCGGAAGAAACAACCAGUUGGCUCUCUAAACCUGGAUGAACUGAUAUCCCAGAGUGGGAACACUGGAACCAUGCAGCUGGCUCUGCUGUCCUCAGGGUCUGACUACAGAAAUGGCCUUGCAGCCCCUGGUGUGGAUUCCCCCACUCGGGUGCACAGAACGUCCUUCUCAGACAGCGGGACCGGGUCCUGUGUCCCACUGCUACGAACAAAAUCCAUCCAGCUUGGGGAACUGGACUCCGCGCUCCUGGCUGAGGUCAAGGAUGUGCUGAUUCCCUAUGAGCAAGUGAUCACCCACAGUGACCAAGUGAUUGGCAAAGGUCACUUUGGAGUUGUCUACCAUGGAGAAUACACAGAUGAGGACCAGAAUCAGGUCCACUGUGCCAUCAAGUCACUGAGUCGCAUCACGGAGAUGGAGGAGGUAGAGGCUUUCCUGCGCGAGGGGCUGCUCAUGCGCGGUCUGCAUCACCCAAAUGUGCUGGCCCUCAUUGGUAUCAUGCUGCCACCCGAAGGUCUGCCCCUUGUGCUGCUGCCCUAUAUGCGCCACGGAGACCUGCUCCGGUUCAUCCGCUCACCCCAGCGGAACCCCACAGUGAAGGACCUCAUCAGCUUUGGCCUGCAGGUAGCCCAAGGCAUGGAGUACCUGGCAGAGCAGAAGUUCGUGCACAGAGACCUGGCUGCUCGAAACUGCAUGCUGGAUGAGUCAUUCACAGUCAAGGUGGCUGACUUCGGUCUGGCCCGCUACAUCCUGGACAAGGAGUACUACAGUAUUCGGCAGCACCACCAUACACGCCUGCCUGUCAAGUGGAUGGCUCUGGAGAGCCUACAGACCUACAGAUUCACCACCAAGUCUGAUGUGUGGUCGUUCGGUGUGUUGCUAUGGGAGCUUCUGACAAGGGGUGCCCCACCAUACCCCCACAUUGACCAUUUUGACCUCACACAAUUCUUGGUCCGCGGUCGGCGCCUACCUCAGCCUGAGUAUUGCCCUGAUUCUCUGUACAGAGUGAUGCAGCGCUGCUGGGUGGAAGACCCAGCGGCACGGCCCACCUUUACAGUGCUAGCAGGGGAACUGGACCGUGUGGUGGCCAAACUGCGUGGGGAUCACUACGUGCAGCUGCCCGUGACCUAUGUGAACUUGGGGCCUGGGGCCUCAGAUGCGGCAAACGUGACCCAAGAGCAAUCACCAUCUCCAUCUCUGCGUAAAAUCACAGAGCGGCCCCGACCCCUCUCAGAGCCACUUUUUCCCACGUGACCACAGCCCUGUCAGGUCCUGAGGGGCCAGAACUGCAAGCUGUCACAGGCUACCCACAAGCUGCUUCUGAGCCAUACUAGGCCAGGAGGUGACACAACCUGGCCUCUGCCCUGCCCUGCCCUUAACCUUAACCUUCAGGGACAAUAAGAAGAGAGCAGGGCACAUUGGCCCCUCACUCCACAGAGAGAGCCCGUGAGGGUGACCCUUCAUGCAGUGAGUAUUUAUGGAGCAUCUGUUGUGUUCCUGGCCUGCUGGGCACAGGGGACUCGGCAAACACAGACACUGGCCCUUGUACUAGUAAAUGAACAAAUGACUAUUCAGUUACAAGUUGUGGUGAAUGCUGUGGGGAAAAAAAAGACAGGCUGCUCUGAGGGAAUGAAGGGCAGCUUUACAUAAAUGAAGAAAGGGGCGAGGGGAAGCUCUCCAGAAGGCGACAUUUUUGCUGAGAUCCUGACAGGUGGUAAGAUUUUGCUGAGAUUCUUGCCAGAAGCAGAGUUGGGGGAAGAGAGACUGUCAGAGUGAGCACAUGCAAAGACCCUGAGGCUGGAAAGGAGUUGGGGCAGCAAAAAGAGAAUAGGAAGGCCAAGCCAGGGCCAGAACCAGACCAAAGGGCCCCAGGAGCCUUUAGAAAGCACCAAGAGAUGCAUCCAGCAGCCUAGAUAGUGUCUCUCAUGGCUCAGUCACCUGUGCCCUUCUCAGAAGCCCCUCUCCAGGGCUUCGUGUUCCACACACACUGUCAGGGCAUGAAGACUUGCUCCCCUGCUCCUGAACCCUGCCAGCAGUGAGAGAUGAGCCAGCAGCAAGCCCUCAGCUUCCAAGGCAUCAGCUUCAAGGUGCCAACUGCCCGGGCUAUUUAUACUUGUCAAGGCCACUGUACAAUAGCCAAUGAAGGUACAGGCGCUACUGGAGGGAGAACAGCUUCCUCCUUGCACUCUCCUUUCUCUGUGCCCUGGAUGAUGAGGGGGAAGCUGGGUCC